Molecule: messenger RNA, 1022 nt
Organism: Vitis vinifera (wine grape)
Lineage: Eukaryota; Viridiplantae; Streptophyta; Magnoliopsida; Vitales; Vitaceae
Product: ethylene-responsive transcription factor 5-like
Exons: 1
Coding region: 67-900 (277 amino acids)
Biological process (GO): ethylene-activated signaling pathway; regulation of DNA-templated transcription
Molecular function (GO): DNA-binding transcription factor activity; DNA binding
Source: RefSeq, a predicted model, not a curated record
CCACUCACUCCUUUCCACUCUCACUCUCACUCUCUCUAGUACUUCUCAGUGUUCAUCUUCAUUGCUAUGGCGGAAGAAGCUUCAUCGCUUCACCUCAUUCACCAACAACUUCUCUUCGACUUUGAAUCAUUCGAAAGCUUCGUCUCUCAUGUAAAUUGUCCAUCCCAAACUUCAACCUCUGAUUCGAGUGUUUCCACCUCUGAUAUUAUUCCGCUCUCUAAUUACUUGAAUCUCCAUGAAGAUGAAAACAACCCUUUUCUCCUCCACAGUUCUACUUCUGCUCCGUCUGGGUUUUUCCAGUUUGAAACCAAAUGCCACAAAACUUCCACAUUAAGUCAUCGGCGACUUCCACUCAGCAUCUUAGUCCCUCAACCCACCGUUUCUCAGUCGCCGGUAGAGUCCGAUUCAGGCGAUAUCAUGCAUUAUAGAGGCGUGCGGAGACGAUCAUGGGGGAAAUUCGCGGCGGAGAUCCGAGACCCGAAUCGGAGGGGAUCGAGGGUAUGGCUGGGGACAUUCGAAACCGCCAUUGAAGCCGCUAGAGCCUAUGAUCGAGCUGCUUUCAAGAUGCGUGGUUCCAAAGCAAUUCUCAAUUUCCCUCUUGAAGCCGAUAAUUGGUCUGGUUCUGACUCACCAGCGAUAUCUGGCCGGAAAAGGGAGAGAGACAGUAAGACUGAAGAGAGACAACAAGUGGAGAUUAAGGUUUUAAAGAAAGAGGAGCACUUGCCGGAAUCUGACUGCAAAGUGGCGGUAGCCUGUAAUGUUUUGGGGGUUAGUCCGUUGACUCCAUCAAAUUGGAGGGCCGUCUGGGAGGAGAGAGACAUGGAGGGCAUAUUCCAUCUCCCACCGUUAACGCCGUUAUCACCCCAUCCUUGGAUAGCAUAUACUCAACUUAUGGUUUGAACCAAAUGGUUUAGCUUACCAAAGACAAUGAAAUGUUACUAGAAUUCUUAUAUAUUCCAUGAACAAUAUUGAAUUUGUUUAAAUCUUUUAUGGAUGAUAAAUCUCACACUCUUCCUUUUAAA